Octopus sinensis (East Asian common octopus) is the source of this 3091-nucleotide messenger RNA. Its product is annotated as rab proteins geranylgeranyltransferase component A. The record is from RefSeq and is a predicted model, not a curated record. Bases 135 to 2252 code for a protein of 705 amino acids. The transcript is spliced from 2 exons. Gene Ontology annotation, molecular function: GDP-dissociation inhibitor activity. Gene Ontology annotation, cellular component: Rab-protein geranylgeranyltransferase complex; nucleus; cytosol. Gene Ontology annotation, biological process: vesicle-mediated transport; intracellular protein transport; protein geranylgeranylation. Lineage: Eukaryota; Metazoa; Mollusca; Cephalopoda; Octopoda; Octopodidae.
AAGAGCUCGUAUAAGAAAAGAUAACUCCCAUAUAUCAACUACUUGGGAAUAGCUCGUCGUUGACGCUUUAAUAACUAUCGGAGAAAUAUUGCUGCUAAUAGAAUACUUUAUCGAUAUUUUUCAUCAUCGAUAGGAUGGACGACGUUCUUCCUUCGAGUUUUGAUGCUAUAGUGAUUGGAACUGGUCUAUCAGAAAGUAUCGUUGCUUCGGCUUUAUCACGAAUUGGCAAAACAGUCUUACACAUAGACAGGAACGCUUAUUAUGGCAGCCGAUGGGCAUCAUUCAGCUUGCGUAACCUCCAAACAUGGAUAUCAACACUGAAAGAAAAGGAACAGUUAAAACUGCAAAACACGUCUUGUGACAUGCCUGAUUCUUCCGUUGAUAUCAACCCUCAUCUUCAAGAAGGAGAAUCGUUUAUACUCCUCUCGCCCCAUGAUGAAGGCUUUUCUAAUAUCCAAAUGUCCUAUCAUCACAUAUCUACAAACACCACCGACGAACGUGAUGCCUCAAAUAAUACUACAAGUAAUGUAAUCAAAACUGAACAGGAUCAAUCACCCUGUGAUAUUCAUGAAGAACGAUCGGAAGCGAAUGAUGGUAUAAAUAAAGUGGAUGAAGACACUGGAGAGGUAGAGGAAACCGAAAAUAAGAAAGAGACGUCUGAAAAUAAGAAAGAGACGUCUGAAAAUAAGAAAGAGACGUCUGAAAAUAAGGAAGAGACGUCUGAAAAUAAGCAACUUGAUUCUAAUUCCGUCAUGGAAGCUACUACAGACAGUGCAGAAGAACUUAAGGAAAUUGAAGUAUAUAUCACAUCAGAAAAGACGUCAGAAAAUGUGACCAAUAACAAGGUUACUGAAAAAUGGACUGUUAAAAAGUUUGAGGACCAAUGGAGACGUUUUAAUUUUGAUACAGCUCCCAAAGUAUUAUUUUGUAAUGGUGACAUGGUUCAUCUCUUGAUUCAGUCUGAUAUUUCUCGUUAUUGUGAAUUCAAACUUGUGUCACGUAUUCUAACUAUUUUUCAGAAUGAAUUAAAAAAAGUUCCCUGUUCUCGGGCUCAUAUUUUCAACUCCAGAGAAGUAUCAAUGCUUGAGAAACGAAUAAUGAUGAAAUUUGUAAAAGCCUGCUUAGAAAAUAGUCCUGAUGAAGCCAUGAAAGAAUUUUAUGAUCGUCCUUUUUCAGCAUAUUUAGAAGAAAAGUUUUCUCCAAUUGCAAGACAUUAUAUUUACCAUGGAAUUGCAAUGGCACAAAAAUCUACCACAACUAAAGAAGGGAUUGCUUUAGCUCAGAAGUUUUUUUCAUCAGUUGGGCAGUAUGGAGACAUUCCUUUUAUAACAUCUAUUUAUGGGGUUGGAGAACUUCCACAGGCUUUUAGUCGUAUGUGUGCUGUAUGGGGUGGAAUUUAUUGUUUAAAUUUAUCAGUUAAAGCAAUAGUUAUUCAUGAAGGAAAAGCAAAAGCUGUUAUCACUUCUGAUGGUAAACGAAUUGAAUGUGAAUGGCUUAUAGUAGAACCGAGUUACAUUCCAGAUGAUAUUAUUGAGUCCAUGGAGACCCAAAUAGUGAAUAGAGCCAUAUUAGUUACUGACCAAACUUUACUACAAUCACCUAAAGAAGAACUGUCACUGCUGAAUAUUUACCCACCAGAGGAUACUUCAAGACCUGUAGUGAUGCUUGAAUAUCCACCAUCUGCUAUGGUUUGUCCUACAGGUUUAUGUCUUAUCCACUUCACUAGACAAGGCGAAGCUGAUCCCAAAACUGAACUUGAUUAUGCUUGUAAAUAUUUGUUCAAUUUUGAACCUAUUGAUGAAGAUAAGAAAGAUACAGAGAGUGCUGAAGGUGACACCCAACAAAGCAAUGACGCUCGACCGAAUGUCUUAUGGUCACUUUUUUUCCAGGUAAAGAGCAAACGCAAUGUCAAACUUCAACAGUCCCUACCCAAUAAUAUUUUAGUGACCUCACAACCAGGAUCUGAAAUAGACUUGGAUUUCUAUCCAGGAGAAGCUAAACACAUAUUUGAAACAAUGUAUCCUGGUGAAGAAUUUCAUCCAAAAUGUCCCCAUCCAGAAGACAUUAUUUAUUGUUCUGAAGAAGACAAAAGCACUGCUAGUGAGAAUGAUACUUAUAAAAAUGAAAGUGAUAGUAAUACAACAAUCUCAGAGUCUCUUUACCCCAAUACAACAAGCAGUUCUACAAUUGUUUCUGAUUCAGAUACUCUUACUACAAUUGACAGUUUAUCUGACAUGAAACUGGAUGAUUGAAAAGUCUUUAGAGUUAAGGAAAAGCUACAUUAAUUUAAUCAAUUUAACUACUUCAGAAUGUUUAUGUCCGCAACCAACCAAAACUCAAUCAGCAUCUUAUGAGUCUUUGUUAUUUUAAGAAAAUUUUCUCAAGAAGUUUACAGCCAAUGAAAUAAUGGCUUCACCAUUCGUGUUUCUAUUCUCUAUGCUAAAAUUUAAUCAGUAUAUUCUUCAAUUACCUUAAGACACGUGUAUUUGUGUUUGUAUGUGUGUUUGUGUGAGUGUAUAGAAGUUGAACAGAGAAUUAUACUGAGUAAAACCUGUAAGAAAUAGAAGCAUGAAAGAAUAGGUGGAAGCCUUCAAAUACUUUACAAUAACUCAUCUCAAAAGUAUGGAUAUUAACUAAAACCUCGUAUGUGAUAUUUUACCCUUUGCCAGCUUAAACUAAUUAGUCUUCAACUUUGUUGAUAAAAGUAUGAUGUAUACUUUUUCUGUCUUCUGUUCUAAAUUUUAUAACUGUGAUUAUUGUGAUAAAGAAAACUUAAAUACAUUUUAGGUGAUAACAUAGUCCUGUUAUUAUCAUUGAUGUCCUCAUUAUUUGUUUAUCAUUCUGUAAAAAUUACUUAAGUCUUCAUUUUAAUUCUUUCAAUUUUUCCCUACUAUUUAUCCUGAUAUAAAUGCUAUUUUGAGGUAAUGGAUUUAAUAUUGACAUUUAAAACUAUUCUGAAUAGAAAUCAAAACAUUGCCUAUUCAUUUAAUAAAAUCUUGUUGUAAUUAUUCUGUGUCCAUUUUUUUUCAAUUUCUUAAAGUGUAUCAAACACCAUUGAGCAAGAUAUAAACUGGAAUUACAAUAUAAUUUA